AGGAAGGCUGGAGAGGCAAUGCUCUGAUGGGGACUAUGGAGUUUCAGAAAGACCCCAGUGCAGUAGCUCUAGAAAUGCUCUUGAUAGUCCAGCCCGAGAAGAGGAAGAUGGUGCAGAGGCUGCAGAUGGACAGACAGACGGAGAGCCACGCUUCACAUCAAAGCGAAGGCUUUCGAGGGGAUGGCAAUGGAAACAACAAACUAGGAAAUGAGCUUCAUGGCCAUGCAGCUCAGAUGCAGCAAGUCAUUACUUCCAGCUCUGCCCAAGGAACCCACGUGACAGUAGAAGUACAUGCUAGAAAUUCUACCCCACAGUUAUUCAAAAAACUCUCCUUUGGGAAAGAGAACAGAAAACGCAGACCCCGUCCACCGGGUUUGAAAGACCAGCAUGCUUACCCAUGGGACAAGUCAUGCUUGAAAUCCAUACCUUUUGACCUAAAGGACUUUGAGAAAUUGGAUGCAUAUGCAACAAAGGUGACCGCCAAGAGUACUGUGGAGGAGCUAGUGAAAACCUUGCUUCGCGUAGCACGUACCGACCUGGAAAAGGUUAGGGCCAUUUGGACAUGGAUAUGCCAUCAUAUAGAAUAUGAUAUUGUGGGCUUCUUUAACAAAGACCAGCAGUCUUUCAAACCCAAGGAUGUUCUCCAGAGCGGAAAGAGCAUUUGCGAGGGAUACGCUGGGCUCUUUGAACAAAUGUGCAGUAUUGCAGGAGUGCAAUGCAUGAAUUUAUCUGGUUAUUCUAAAGGCCAUGGCUACAGGGCUGGGGAGACUUUCACAGGAGAGUAUGACCAUGCCUGGAAUGCAGUUUACCUUGAUGGAAGGUGGCAUUUGGUGGACAGCACCUGGGGAAGUGGCUCCAUUGAUGACUGCUUCAGCAAAUUUACCUUCAGAUACAACGAAUUUUAUUUCCUCACCCACCCCGCCCUAUUUAUUAAUAAUCAUUUCCCAGACAACAGCAAUUGGCAGCUCCUCAAACCAGCUGUGACAUUGAAACAGUUUGAGAGCAACAUGUUAUAUAAGAGUGACUUUUACAUGAUGGGAUUGCUGGCAGCCCACCCAGAAACACCAAUUAUUCAAACAGUAAAUGGGAAAGUAGUAGUAGCUGUGGAGACUCGUUUGCCGAUGCUGUUCAUGUUUGAACUGAAAGGGGCAAAGGAAUAUAGCUUGAUGACUCUGAAGAGGAAUGGGAUGAAUCUGGAGCUCUACCCACAGAAGACGGGGACCCAUAAGCUACAGAUCUACGCCAAACCAUCCAAGAGCUCAGAUGAAGUCUACAAAUGUGUGAUAGAAUAUACAUUAGAGUGUAGCUCUGUAGACAGGAACGUCUGCUUUCCAAAGGAACUUCAUCAACCUGUUGGGCCCAGCUGGUUCUCAGAGAGACAAGGAUUCCUCAAGCCCUCGCAAAAAGGCCCAAUCAUUCAUACCAGUGACGGGCGCUACGAUCUCAGCUUCAUCCUCAGUAAGGACUUGAGUGUUUUAGCUUCCUUGCAUUCGGGCAACGUAAGCCUCAGCGAGGAUACAACAAGACGGCACAUCUUGCAAGCUUGCCAAGGAAACCAGGUAGACUUUAAGAUCCAUCUUCCUCAUGCAGGGAACUUUGCUUUUAAAAUCUUUGCGAAAAAGAAGUCUGAUCCUGGAAAUUAUAACUAUGUCUUCAACUACCUCAUCUGCUGCCCAAACACCAAGGUGAAAUGGCCAGUGUUCCCCCAGACAUAUAGCAAGUGGGUGGAGGGUUAUGAGCUAGUGGAGCCGCUAGCCGGGUUGCUCCCUGCUGACCGCAACGUCAAGUUUAAACUCAAGCUUCAUAGCAUUGCCAAGGCAUUUCUUCAAUGUGAAAAAAUCUGCCCCUUGUCUUUAAGCAAGGAUGGCUACUGGGAGGGAUCUUGCAGCACAUCAGGCUGCACAGAGGUCUAUGUGAUGGUGCUGGAAAAUGCCAAUCACAAGUUCUACUCUCACAUCUUGAAAUAUGAAGUAGAGCCACAGUAGGAGGCCACUCCCACUCUUAUCAUCUGUCCACAUGUGCAGCGAGAUCUGAUAUAUCACAGUUCAUACCGCUCUCGAGUAAUUCCUUAAGGCUCCCUUAACAUUGGGGAAUAGCGCUCACCCCUCUCUGAAGCACCAACAAAACAAUACAACUUGAUCAAAACUUCCUGAAUGGUAUUACACAAUGAGUGGCAUUUGUAGGAAAUGUAUAGUUUCUUUACCAGUGUAACGUCAUACUUCCCAUAUACAUAAUUUCAACUAUAGAUUAUUCUUGUGCUACGGGCAUAGUACAUUUUGCACAUUUCCCCACCUCCAUUUUAGGAUGCAACUGCUGAUUUCUGAAUGGCUUACAUUCAACAAAUAUGUUAUGGGCAACAAAGGGGCAUUCUCUAACUCAUUGUGAGCCAGGAAGAGAGAAGGACCACACACUUUUGAGCAUCAAUGUGAGAGUGGCUGCAGAAUCUCAUCAAAGCACAUAUUGGUGCAAGAUUAUAAUCCAAAUGGAAGCUUUCUUGUGUGCACUUCAUUGUCUUACAAAUAUAAAUGAUACUGCGAA
This is a messenger RNA of Podarcis muralis (Common wall lizard), 2538 nucleotides long. RefSeq names its product kyphoscoliosis peptidase (gene KY). NCBI's taxonomy places the organism in Eukaryota, Metazoa, Chordata, Lepidosauria, Squamata, Lacertidae. Gene Ontology annotation, cellular component: cytoplasm. Gene Ontology annotation, biological process: neuromuscular junction development; muscle organ development. The record is from RefSeq and is a predicted model, not a curated record.